Molecule: messenger RNA, 7490 nt
Organism: Xyrauchen texanus (razorback sucker)
Lineage: Eukaryota; Metazoa; Chordata; Actinopteri; Cypriniformes; Catostomidae
Product: DNA-binding protein SATB2-like
Exons: 13
Coding region: 659-3256 (865 amino acids)
Biological process (GO): chromatin remodeling; regulation of transcription by RNA polymerase II
Molecular function (GO): RNA polymerase II cis-regulatory region sequence-specific DNA binding; DNA-binding transcription factor activity, RNA polymerase II-specific
Source: RefSeq, a predicted model, not a curated record
UUGAAAGUGACACUCACAUUGUUGCUCUUGAGAUUUAACACCGCCGUAGGUAGUGUCCGCAUCGCACAAAGCCGAUAUUUAACGUGUGUUUUUGCUUAAUUUCUCAUUUUGUGCAUGCGACAUAGAUGGACAUUUUGAGCUUCUAAUGCGUUGUCUUUGCUCCCGCUGCAGAGGCUUUCAGUUCUGCCCGGUUUGUGCCACGGACACUCGUAGCUCAAACUAGCGGUAAAGCGUGAGCAAGAUUGCGUACUACCGGACAGAUUGCCGUCGGUCGCUUGUCGGAACUUGUGUCGUUUGCUUUUGGGAUCUCUGUGCUGCGUUCAUUCCCGUGCACUGUCUUCUCUCUCCCACCCGGCCACCCCAGCACCCUUCUACCUCUUCAUGCUGUCUGUUUCCUGCUAUACCUGUACCCAUCAGCUCGGAGUCUCUCAGUUCCAGUGGCUCAUUCACAGCGCACAGUGCACGGAGCCCAAGCGUCCAACACUAAACCCACCGAAACCAGCCGUUUUCAGUCCUCCGCAAGGCAGCGGAAAGCCCAGCCCUGGAUUCAAUACUUUUAAUCAAUGGACAGAUCCCUCUCAACGGCCAACCGAGGUACCGACACGCCAUAAGCAGUCCUUAUCCUCUGGCUGGUGUUCCCCCGGUGGUGUGGAGGGGGAUGGAGCGAUGUGGAGGAGAGAGCCCUCAUUUGCGGGAGAGCCCAGAGCGAAGAGGGAGCAGCAGUCCUGAUAUUGGUGGUCCGCCACAAAAGGUGGGCCGCCUGGAACUUAACGGCAGUCCCACCGGACACCGCAGUCGCCACAAUGGGGCCCCACAAAGACCUCUUGGAGGACUGAUGAUUCCAGUCUUCUGUGUGGUGGAGCAGGUGGAUGGAGGGAUGAUAUCAGAACGAGAGAGCCGUGAGGAACAUGCAGAGUUUGUGCUGGUCAGGAAGGAUAUCCUUUUCACUCAGCUGGUUGAGACGGCACUUCUAGCCCUGGGCUACUCUCACAGUUCUGCAGCCCAAGCACAUGGCAUCAUAAAAGUAGGCCUUUGGAACCCGUUGCCCAUCCAUUGCCUAACAGACGCUCCAGAGGCAACGGUCGCUGAUAUGUUGCUGGACGUUUAUCACAUGGUCACGCUCCGUAUUCAACUACAGAGCUUUGCCAAGCUGGAGGACCUCCCAUCUGAGCAAUGGAACCAUGCAACAGUGCGCAACGCCCUCAAAGAACUGCUGAAAGAGAAGAACCAGAGCACAUUGGCAAAAGAUUGUCCACUCUCUCAGAGUAUGAUCUCCUCUAUUGUGAAUAGUUCCUACUAUGCUAAUAUCUCAACUGCCAAGUGCCAAGAGUUUGGUCGCUGGUACAAGAAGUACAAAAAGAUUAAAGGGGAUUAUUUGUGGCAAGGCCGGGAAAGUUCUGAAAUCAAGGUUGAAAGGGACAGUCUUGCUGACUUCUGUAUAUCAGCACAGCGUCCACACCCUCAUCUGGCUGGACUUGUACAACUUGGUCCAUUAAACAGUGCCAGCUCUCUCUUAAAAGGCAGUCCUGGUGAACCUCAGAAUUCAGCCCAGUCUCAGCCUCCAACCCAAGGGCAGCCACAAACCCCAUCAUCUCACGGACAGCUCCAUCACAGUCCACCACUACGAGCACAGGUGCCUCCUCCACCUCCACCUGCUGCCCUGCAGCCUCUUCUGCCACCAGGGGGAAUUCUCUCUCCCCAACUCAGCCCACAGCUGGUGAGACAGCAGUUAGCCAUGGCUCAUCUUAUCAACCAGCAGCUGGCAGUAAGCAGACUCCUGCAUCAGCACCCGCAGACGCUUAACCAGCAGUUUCUCAAUCACCCACCCAUCCCUCGGCCUAGUAAGUCCGGUGGCCCUGGAGAGCCUGGAUCCAACACCUCAGCAGCAGAAGUAUCCUCUGAAAUCUACCAGCAGGUGCGAGAUGAGCUGAAAAGGGCCAGUGUCUCACAAGCAGUGUUCGCCCGAGUUGCCUUCAACCGUACACAGGGCCUGUUGUCAGAGAUCUUACGGAAAGAGGAGGACCCACGCUCAGCCUCUCAGUCCUUGCUGGUGAACCUCAAAGCUAUGCAAAACUUUCUCAACUUACCUGAGAGCGAGAGGGACCGAAUUUACCAGGAAGAGCGAGAACGCAGCAUGAACCCUCCUGUGAGUCUGCCCCCAAGCACAAACCACAGUCCUGGGGGACCCCGCCUCUCUCAGAAAGUGUGGGAGCGCAGCAUUGAUGAACAGUUAACCCCUGAUGCGUGGGCAUCUAUUUGGAAGAACAAGACAAAAAUCACAAACUCGUCCAAGGCUUCUGGUCCUAACCCUGACCUUCCCCUGAAACUGGAGUCACUGGUUAACAUCACAUCAGGCAUAUAUGAUGAAAUCCAGCAAGAGAUGAAACGGGCAAAAGUAUCACAGGCACUGUUUGCCAAGGUUGCAGCCAACAAAAGCCAAGGAUGGCUGUGUGAGUUGCUCCGCUGGAAAGAGAGUCCCAGCCCAGAGAACAGGACUCUCUGGGAAAACCUUUGUACUAUCCGGAGGUUUCUGGGCCUAUCACAAGGUGACAGGGACCUGGUGUAUGAGGAAGAGUCUCGCCAUCACCACAGCGAACGCCUGCACACUGUACUACACUUGCCCUCUGAUCCUCAUGCACUUCACAGACAACCUAUGCAGCCACUGAGGGACCACUCUCCAAUUCAAGAAGACCCCGUGCCCAGUUCUGGUGCAGAAGAGAACCCUCAGUCUUGUGCAGGUUCAGGCAACAGUGGAGGGGUUAGCAGUGUCACCAAGAAGCCUCGCUCCCGCACCAAGAUCUCAUUGGAGGCUCUAGGCAUCUUACAAAGCUUUAUCCAAGAUGUGGGCCUCUACCCUGACCAGGAAGCAAUCCACACACUUUCAGCCCAGUUGGAUCUUCCCAAACACACCAUUGUGAAGUUCUUCCAGAACCAGCGCUAUCAUGUCAAGCAUCAUGGUCGGCUGAAGGAGCUGGGAGCUGAAGGAAGUGGCGUAGAUGUGGCAGAAUAUCGUGACGAAGAGCUGCUCUCCAGUUCAGAGGAUGCAGAGUCCAGUGAAGAUGGUCACGAGGAGAUCUAUACUGGGCAUGAGAGUUUAUCAGCCGGAGCAGCCAACCCUGCCUCAACUCCAGCUCCUUCUUCUGGCCAAGAUGAGAGUAAAGACAAAGGGCUGCCUCUGGGGAUAACCAGGUCCAACUCCCUGUCCCCAUGUGGUUCAUCCGCCAGUCCCCGAGAUCAAGUAGAAUAUCAUAGAUAAAAGAGCCUCAGCAGAGACAGUAGGUGGUGAAGGGUAGGAGUGAGCACUUACAAUUAUUCUGUAGAGGAGAGUGAGUAGCGGACAGCUUAGAAACGUACUGACAAAGAGACAGUGUUUUUUGAGGACCUGUCUACCAAACCAGACAAGAUUUGAAUAUUGUUUAAGUUGGCACACACAUUGUUGCUGUAGAAAUAUUAGCUGUGAGGUAUGAGCCAAGUGUGACAGGAGUAGAUCACAAGUUACUUAUGGGAAUGAGAGGGUCCAAAAGAAGUCCCUAUAUCAUAAUACAAGGAAAUAAUUUGGUUAUUUAAAAGAAACUCAAAUUUACAGUGAAGGCAGGUUUUUAUUAUCAAGAAAGCAAUCAAACUAGCAUUGCCAAUGUGGCCAGUCUUUUAAUAAGUUCUUAAUGAUACAUUUUUAGAACAAGUCACAAAAUUCUUUAUAAUCUGACAUGGAGACCUGAGGGGCUUUUUUCAUGAGACCACUGUCCAUGCUUCCACUUUACCUCUACAAGGUGAAAGACAGGGACAGAGCUUUAGAUGAGACGUGGUUUUCCAUUACACCAACAUCUUCACUCUUGCCUGAUCAGGGAGCUAAGUGGGUGGCUGUGGCUAUCCUCAUCUUCCCCUCCAUGAUGGGGCAUUCUGACUGUCACCAACUGGGGGCUGUGCUUGACUGCUAAAGUGGUUGGUUGGGUUGAAGGUGCAGAUGAAAUCUUGGGUGAACACAUAAACCCAGCCCAUGAAUCCUACUAUAAACACAUGUGGUGUGCUGAAAGGUCCACAGUUAGCCCAAUAUCACUUUUGAAGAUUGCACCAUCCCUCCCACAACCAACCACAUUAUUCCAAGCAUUCCCACAUUAAAUAAAUAAUUCCCUUUACCCCGCCACCCAUGCACACCCAACUCAAACUCCUUGAAACCUCCCGAUCUGUCACUCCUAUCCAGUGGUUGAGUGCUUGCUUUAUGAAAAUGCAUUUAGAUCAUAGAGUUUUGUCCCAGUUGUGCUCUCUCAGCACUUAAAAAGACAGCGAGAAGAAAAUAUAACAUAUUGGCAGGAGGACAGACUGCUUUGGACAGAGUAAAGGACAAUGGUGAGGAUGCAGUCUAACUGCAUCAGCCUACCUCUGAUCUAGUGGAAAAUGCAAAUGAUUUCCAGCAACUGUCAACAAUCAGGCACUUGUGUGGAAGUGUGGUAGUCCUUCUCUCUUCCGUCACCUCCCACAUUUCUCUUUCGUACAGACUGGCGCCCACAAUGUCCUGACCUCCAGCACUAUUUAUUGCUAUCUUCACCCACAAUUAUUAUUGUUGUUAUUUUUAUUAUUGUUAUUAUGGUUGUCCUUGCUUUUAUUUUUAGUUCUAUGUUCAUGGUCUAAUAUCAGCUUUUAGCUUGCAGCAGUUGUUUUGGUAAUGAGAGACGUUUUGAAAGAAAGGAACACUGCCAAAAUAGAGCGGAAAGAAUUGGAAGCAGUUACUGAAGUUACUGAGUGAAUCAUGUGAUAUAUGCUGCCAAUUCUAUAAACAUUAUGUACUUUUCCAAAGAGAACAGCACUUAGCAGAUGAGAAUAUGAAUAUUAAAAAGAGAGAGAAAAAGAAUCAUUGGAAUUUAUGAUCGUAUUGUGCAUAAAAUGACAAUCCUUCUAUUGAGCCAAUCAGAACUCAGCAAGCAUGAACGCCAUAUUCUGAUUGAAAUGAUAAUGAACUUAAUAUGACAUGAGGCAACAUGGCCACCUGUUGCAAAAAGUCCAUGACACCAUGGCAACACUUGGAUCCAGGGUUCUGAUUUUGCUUUUGAGAAUCAGCUGCUACCUGCUCUUUCACAGAUAAUAGAAAAAAAUAUUGUUGUUAAUGCUAUUCCUUAAACAAUUUUUAUUUCAGUGAUAAUUGUGGUCUAUGUUCAGAUUUUGUGUAUUACAAAUGGAAAUGUUUUAUUUAGAGUCUUUAAUGUGCAAAAUUAUGUGGUUCUUAAAAUUAUUUUGAGCAUCCUGAAUCCUUCAAAUAGACAUUGUCCACACCUGCACAUGUCUAUAAAUAUCAAUGAAUUCCAGCAGAGUAUUAUUUUAAAAUGGGUUUCCACAUAUUUCUAUCAGACAGUAAUAGAAGAUGGCAUCCCAAAUACAAUGACAAACUCCUCUCUCUCUGUUGUCUAUGUGGUUUCUGUUGUCUAUGUGGUUGUUUUGUAAGUAUAAAAUCUUAACAUGUCAUCCUGGAUCAUUUAUACAUUAAUAUGAAUUCUCUGGCACCCAGCAGAGGCCAAGAUGUGUGACUUUGGACAGGCCGCCACCCUCACUUCUAAUUAAUUAAACACCAGUGUAAAGUCUCAAAGACUGGAGCUCUUUUACAAGGCAUGCAGGAGUGACAAUAAUUCACAUUGAAGUGCUUGUGCUAACAGAGCAGUCAAGCUGUUGCACAAAAGCCUGCUGCGUUUCAAACCCAGCAAGUACUGACACCUUGCAAACCUCAGAUUAUGCGGUUCUCUGCUGCUCACCUCCCCAGAAAGAUUUAAUUUUCCAAGUAAUUUUCUGUCCAACUCACCCAUCUGCAUCAAGUAGCUUUCUUAUGUCAAUAUAAUGUAGUCCCUUUUACCCUAAUCAAUCGAAGCAAACUUUAUACUCAAUCAUUGGUGAUUUUACACCCUAUGACUUUCAUCUCAACUUUUAUCUUCGUUUCAGCCUCCCUAAAAUCUGUGAAUAUGUGUCUCAUUAUCAUGUGUAGAGACUGUUUUCUUGAAUAUCAUACCAAAACAACAGUCACAGGAUCGUUUAUUUUGACCCAACAUAUUCAUCAUAUAUUGGGCAUAUAGUUGAAAUUCUCAGAUUUCAAACAGUCACAAAAACACCUCCAUAUCUCUUCUUUGUUUUAAAUGGAACAAAUGCAGCAGACUUCAAAUCUGACACACUUAUUGCUUUCGAUAAUGGAGUCAUGAAAUUUUGGAUACCUGCUGGUUUUGCAAAAGGUCUUUAGUAAUAUGGUAGUGAUUGCCUGCUUGAGCUACACCUUACUUAAAGCUGUCAAGCUGUCACUUUUCAAGGCCUGUCCCACCCCUUUUAUAAUUCUACUAGCAUCUUCUCAGAUUCUGCCACGCUGCCAAGCCUAUAUCAGCUGGAGCAUUUUUGAGUCCAUCCCUGUAUACUUCUCAAAUAACCCUCAUAAAUGAUGAGAGCAUGUACAGGGUUGUAUCUGUGUGUCCUAGACUGGUGUUUAACCUGCUGUGGGGGUGGCAUCCCACUCAGCAUGAGUGAACACCACGCAGUUCUCUCCUCCAUCACCUCCUCCUCUCUGUCUUUGUUAGAGUUAGAGGAGAUAGAGGAGCUGAAGAGAAAACAAAGAAGAUUCCAAGAGUCCCUGAUGAGCACUCGGUCAAGGUCACUUCCCAAUUAUCCAUGUCUUUCAAUUUCAUUCUGUCUUUUCAGAUCUCUAUACCAUCUCUCUGUUCCCUCAUUUUCUCAUUCUCUAGGCAGGAAUGUAAUCAUUCUCUCCCUCGCUGUGGUGUCAAGGUUAAGUGGAGGUGAAUAUGUCUCCUUGUGGAGUAGUUCCUUAAGAGACAGAUUGGCAUGUCUGAGAAGUGAAAUUGCGGUUAAGACAAAGGCUUGGUUAGAAUCUUGUAGCCCGAUUUCAGUCAUUUGCUCUGUAUCUGAUCGUCUACAAAGCCAUUCUACCAUUAGGAUGAUUUUGAAUGAUUUAGGUACAAAAUUCAAAAGCUGAAGGCCUCCGUUUAUUUGUUUUAAUGAACACUUUCCCAUUAUUUAGACAUAAUUACUGUAAAAACAAUUAGAUAUAAAUGUAUGACUUGGAAAUGAAAUGUACAUGAACACAAGAAAAAGACCAAAUCUGGCAGAAACAUGUUAUAAGCAAAAGCCUGCUUUACCAUAAUUCCCCUACCCCACAUAUUUCUGAGAAAGGAUAUUCUUGCCCUUGUAUCUAGGCCUAAUACUUCAGUUUAUCUAACAGUGCCUCUGAACUAAGCACAAUGCUCCUGUUAUUUGCUUUGGAGAUGGCAAAAUUUGAUGAUCUCAUAAUUUGUAUAAUUGUUUUCAUUGUUUUUGUACUCAUUAAAGCCUACAAUGUGAAUCAGGAUUGCCACUCCUGAAUUGGUACUUUCUUUGUCAAUUGAAUGCAUUGUCAUUAUCACUAAGUGAUAAUUAACUUAUGUGCAUCAACUGGCUUCUUGUUUGUAUGACAAUGUUUUGGUUUUUUUUAUUUGUUUUUCAAAUGCUGUUGUUUAAAUAAAGUACAU